This is a messenger RNA of Chaetomium globosum CBS 148.51, 450 nucleotides long. RefSeq lists its product as uncharacterized. The coding region runs from base 1 to 450 and encodes 149 amino acids. The transcript has 4 exons. NCBI's taxonomy places the organism in Eukaryota, Fungi, Ascomycota, Sordariomycetes, Sordariales, Chaetomiaceae. The record is from RefSeq and is a predicted model, not a curated record.
AUGGACGGGAGGAAGGCUGCUGGGCCUCCCGACUCUACGGUUCUGUUCCGGCGGCCUUUUGACAAUGACACGAUAUCCAUCGUCGUCUUCUUGAGCUCCGUCGACCAGUGCCCGUACUUCUUGAUGAGGACCAUGCAGGACAACACCCCGUGGUACUCCAUGUUUGGUGCCCAUGAGCUUUGUAUCGAGCGCGAAGGAAGUGCUCUGCAACUGAAGAGGUGGAGUCGCUCGGAGCAAUGUAGCAAGCUUUGGGUGGCACUGUAUUUCCUGACCUGGGAAGAGAUGAUAUUGUUCUAUUGCACUUUCGUCGCCCUCAAGGCUCGCAAUUUAUUGACUGUUCAAAUCCACCCAAAUGAGUUCCAACUGCGCCGGGAGAAGCGGUUGUUCCAAGCGUAUGCCCCUGGUACUCUAUAUGGCCCGGGCUUAGGAUCUAACGGCGAAUAUGGCUAG